CAAAAAAUAAAAGCCCUACAAUUAAAUCAACAACAGCACCUGCAACAUUUUAUUGCUACAACUUUAUUAUUAACAACACUUCCCGUUCCCGAACCCCAGCAACACUUCUUCUUCUUCUUAUUCUACUUCCCCUGCAACUUUUACACCCGCUUGCAAGCAUUUUUUGUUUUGUGUGUUUCUUUUUGAUUUCAUUGAACACAUUUUUUAUAAAACGGCCGCACAAUUGCACACAAUUAUUACCAUAGAUAUCCACAACGCUAUUACUACCGUAUGGAGCGUGGCACCGGCGGUGGUCAACAGCAGCAACACCAACAACAGCCACACCACCAGCCACCACCACACCACCAACAGCAACAGCAGCCCUAUUAUCAACAUACACAUCAUACGUUUAUGACCACCUCCGAAGAACACACGACGAGCAAGUCUUCGUUUGAUAAUCCCGCCACCAAAAAGAAGCCACCCAAACUGAAAGCCAUCAAUCGUUCGCUCUCCAUGGCCAUUGACAACUAUGAGGGAGCCGUGGGUGGCGGCCUGGGGAUGGGUGGUUUGGAUGAUGCAUCGUUGAUUGUGGAGCCAGCGAUAAUACAUCGUUCGGCCUCGCCGGUUGCCGUACGCUCUGCACCACCGCCUCAGACCUUAGCACUUCCUUCCUCGUUGCAUCCGCACGCGUCUGGCAGCGGCGGUGGUGGUGGUAGUGGCGCUGUGUCACCAGCUUUAUCUGCACGUCAAUAUCAACAGCAACAGCACCUACACACUUUUCAGCAUAUGGCAGCUCAAGCACGUCAAUUUAGCCAGCAACAAUCGCAUGCUAGUAGCACCAGUUCGCCCAUUUCGCACACGGUUAGUCCCGUUCUGGGGAGUGGCAGUCGCGGCGAACGGGAUUCAUAUCAUCACCAUCAACAGCAACAGCUGCAUCAGCCGGACAUUUUUCUGGUCAGCAGUAGUAGUCUGGCCGAGAAUGUGGCCGGCUCAGCGCGUGGUGUGGGCGGCUCAACGUCGCCCAUACAAUUCAUUGAUGACUAUAUGCUGCCGCCGACGACACACCGUCAACUGCAGCAGCAACAACAACAACAUGCUGCCACUCACCCCUUUAAGAAAUCACAAUUUCGUCGUUCCGACACAAUUGAUGUACAUCCGGCUUCUACUUUUCAGAUGAAGAAAACGCAUUCGUUUCAUGCGCCUCCCGAUGCUGAAACCAUAAUGGAUCCCCUGCUGCUAAGCGCUAUGGGUCAACCGAAUUCGGCCUCUUCAUCGCGACGCACCAGUUCAGUGAGAGGAAAUUUUCUGAUGCCUGGACAUGCGUCGGCCAAAGAUAUCAGUCGUUCACCUUCGCCCAGCAGGCGAGGCGCACGAUCUCAUCGUUCGCUGCACGAUCCCUCACGCCGACCCAGCGCUAAGCCUGAGUCGGUGGUUGACUCACAAAUACGACAUCCUUCUUUGAACGAUGAUCUGUUGGAACCUUUAGAUGGUCGAUCCAAUCUCUUGGCGCCCACCAAUUUAUCACUAGAUAAUGAACUGUUCGUGGAAUCUAGAUCACGCAGUAAUAGCCAUACAAAAAUGGAAGAUGUCGGCCUAACGGAGAGAGGAACUAUAAGAAAGACAUCGAGUUCUUUUGAAGAUGCCACCCAGGGCAUGGUAACACAUGUGCCGGCGAAUACCACCAGUAGUUUAAAAAAGCGAGCCGACCAUCAUGCGCACUCCUCCCGGCAACAUAGUUCCCACAGUUUGGAAUUGGAUGGUAGGCCCUCUACAUCAGCGGCAGCAGCAGCUGCUGCCACACACUCUUCUCUGCAUUUACAUACGGCUGCUGCCGCUGCCACAGCUGCAUAUCACUUUAAGCGUGGCACCAAACACGGCCGUUCCCUCUAUCUCUCACCCAACAAUCUGGAAGAGGUGCAGGUCCAUCAUCGCCCUGCGGUCAUGGCGGCAGCCGCUGCUUUCGGCGGCACCAAUGCCAGUGCCGCGAGCAUAAAACAAGCCAAGGCUCUGCACAGUGCCAGCAUGCGCCUGCGUACCUAUCGCGAAACGUUGAGUGCGACGAAAAAAUCGAAAAGUUUUAUCGGUGACAGUGCGUACCCACCUCCGGUAAGUGUGUCCAAUGAAUUUGUGGAGCUUACCUCACCCCACCGACGCAACAGCGGCCGUGCUCUGGCCAGUUCGACUACCUCAGGCGGAGCUGCCACCAUCGAGGACAUCAAACGUAGUCCACGUCCCGUCUCGCUGAGCGCCACCGCCAUGGCUGUGGCAGCCACCACCGCUUUCAUGGAAGACAAAGAAAAACGUCCAUCAUUCGAACGUAAACCAUCGCUCACCUACGAAAUAGGCGACGCUGCAUUCGAGCAGGUAUUGCGGCCAUUUCAUCACAAAGCCACCACUGGCCUGGGAACACGUAAAUCCUCUCUAGCUACUUCUCACAAAGCUCUAAAAAAGAAAUCUCUUUCAGAUGAAACCGACGAAGACGAGGAGGCCGAUCGCAAACGUAAGCGCAUUGUUUGCAUUGUCAUGACCGUAUUCCUGUGUCUCGUCUGUGCCGCUGUCUUUGUCGUUAUUAUGACGCUGACACACUCAUCGACCCAGUCACAUCCACACAGUCAUCAUCAUCAUUUGACGACAAAGAAGACGUUUACGUACAAUCGUGAUGUGCCAGUACACUACAAUGUUCGCCAGGAGAAUGAACGUUUAAUGAAGGAGACCAUGGAUAGAGCACGUUUUGGUAAAAAUUUCACAGAGACUGCAUCAUCACUAUUGGCAGCCACUACCUCAACAUUGGCAGCAGCAGCCGCAGCUGGCGGGGCUCAUCAGCAGCAACAACAACUACAACCACACCAGCAACAACACAACCAACAGCAAAUAUUACUACCACAGCCACAACAAUAUCCUUUGCCUCAUUUGCAACAAAUUCCAUAACAAAUGAUAAUUUAUAAAUAACCACAAAUUGCUGCGAGUACAACACAGGAGCGGUCGCCACAGUAUCCAUCAAACAAAAUAUAAAAAAAAAAACAGCAUCAGACAAAGACCGAAAAUAGAGAUUUAAUAAAAUUAAUUUUUAUAAUAUAAAAAAACAAGCUACUAAACACACCAAAAACAACAAACAAGAAAACCAGAUGCUGGAACAGGAUAUGAGGUGGUGGGUAAACGCAAAGGAAAAAUCACUAGGUAAUAACCUUCAAAGUGAAAUUAAACGAUGCAGAUAGAUGUUUGCUGACUGAAUGACGACCAUGAUACUACCUACAUUCAUACUUAUACAUAGUUUGUAUUUAUACCUCUAGAACAUUUUAAACAAUGAGCCCUAAAGCUGCCAUUAACAUGAAUAUGAACAGGAACAAAAAACAACAACAACACGAAGGCAAAAAAAGACUUCACUAAAAUCCUCAAACAAACCAAAAAAUAGAAAGAAAAAAAGAGAAAACAACACAACAUGUACUUUUGAUAGCAAAAAAAAAACAACAACAACUGCAAAAAAAGAGCAACAGAACAACCGUUAAUUAAGUGUGAGUUAGAGCCAAACAACAACAAAAAACAAACAAGAAGACUUGUAAAUAAACUACAAUAACUACAAAAACAUAAUG
This is a messenger RNA of Calliphora vicina (urban bluebottle blowfly), 3569 nucleotides long. Its product is annotated as mucin-5AC-like. The record is from RefSeq and is a predicted model, not a curated record. NCBI's taxonomy places the organism in Eukaryota, Metazoa, Arthropoda, Insecta, Diptera, Calliphoridae. The coding region runs from base 271 to 2907 and encodes 878 amino acids. The transcript is spliced from 2 exons.